Salvia hispanica is the source of this 1526-nucleotide messenger RNA. Its product is annotated as ribose-phosphate pyrophosphokinase 1-like. Gene Ontology annotation, molecular function: magnesium ion binding; ribose phosphate diphosphokinase activity. The record is from RefSeq and is a predicted model, not a curated record. Gene Ontology annotation, biological process: purine nucleotide biosynthetic process; 5-phosphoribose 1-diphosphate biosynthetic process. Gene Ontology annotation, cellular component: ribose phosphate diphosphokinase complex; cytoplasm. Lineage: Eukaryota; Viridiplantae; Streptophyta; Magnoliopsida; Lamiales; Lamiaceae.
CAAGUAGUUAAAACCGUCAACAAAAGCAGGAUAUUUUCCUGAGAAGAAAGCGUUAAACCCUAAGUCCUCGGCCACAAGCCGGAAAAGGAAGCCUCACCUGAAUUUCGUCGGAGAAAAAUGGCUUCUAUGGCCUUGUGCGGAAGCAGCCUCUGGAAAUCGCCUCACCUCACUUCUAAAACCUUCAUUCAGUGUCACAAUUUGUCGGAGUCACUCAAGUGCAAGGACAAUGGGAGACCGGUGGUCCUCGGCCGCGAUUCUAACGGUCGGCAGUCGCCUGCGCUUCCAAGCUUCUUGACCACUUCCAAUCAGUUCGUUGACGGCAUCCUGGUUCCUAAAAACGAUACUCGUCUCCGCAUUUUCUCAGGAACUGCCAAUCCUUCACUGUCUCAGGAAAUUGCUUGUUACAUGGGUCUGGAGCUUGGCAAGAUUAAGAUCAAGCGAUUUGCUGAUGGGGAAAUAUAUGUUCAGUUACAAGAGAGUGUCCGAGGUUGUGAUGUUUAUCUUGUGCAACCUACAUGCCCGCCGGCAAAUGAAAAUCUGAUGGAGCUCUUGAUAAUGAUUGAUGCAUGCCGUCGAGCAUCUGCCAAGAAUAUCACUGCUGUUAUCCCAUAUUUUGGAUAUGCACGGGCUGAUCGAAAGACUCAAGGACGUGAAUCGAUUGCAGCCAAACUUGUGGCAAAUUUGAUUACUGAAGCAGGCGCAGAUCGGGUUUUAGCAUGUGACCUCCAUUCUGGACAGUCCAUUGGAUAUUUUGACAUUCCAGUAGAUCAUGUGUAUGGCCAGCCAGUCAUACUUGAUUAUCUUGCCAGCAAGAUGAUAUGUGCUGAUGAUUUGGUUGUGGUCUCACCUGAUGUUGGUGGGGUUGCUAGAGCUAGAGCUUUUGCCAAAAAGUUAUCUGAUGCUCCUUUGGCCAUUGUGGAUAAAAGGCGUCAGGGGCAUAAUGUUGCUGAGGUGAUGAAUUUGAUUGGUGAUGUUAAGGGAAAAGUGGCAGUGAUGGUGGAUGACAUGAUUGAUACUGCUGGAACUAUUGCAAAAGGAGCUGCUCUAUUACAUCAAGAAGGAGCUAGGGAGGUUUAUGCUUGCAGCACUCACGCUGUUUUCAGUCCUCCCGCUAUAGAAAGGCUGUCAAGUGGUCUCUUUCAAGAGGUUAUCAUAACGAACACCAUUCCAGUUUCAGAGCAAAACUAUUUUCCCCAGCUUACAGUCUUAUCUGUGGCUAACCUUUUGGGUGAAACAAUAUGGCGCGUGCAUGAUGACUGUGCCGGUGGUUUUGAACCAUACUCGAGCUUGGGGAUCGACUGAUAUCCUAGUGUUCGUGAGAGACUCGACUUGCCAUUGCAGUUUUGCUACAGUUGCAAAGGAUUUCUAUUUGCUGAAAUUUCCUAUAUCAUUAGUCAUUACAACAAGAAUAGUGUAGUCCCAUUGUACAAAAUCUGUUGAGACACCUGAUGUUACCAUGUUAUAAUGUGUUUGUAUAUGUCACUUGAAUUUUUGCCAUUUCUAUAUCAGUGAAUUUCACCCUCGUA